AUGGUCCAUCCAAUCGACGAAUCGGUAUCUCUCUAUUUCGGCAUACGGAAACAAUUUGGAAUAAUUUAUUUUUUCAGGAUCAUCAAGCUCUUGUUCCAGAGAACGAGAGAGAUGUUGAUAUCGAGGUCAACAUCAGACGCUUCGAACAACGCUACAACGAAAGAUGCAGAUACGAAAAAUACGUAAGUUUACUGAAAAAGUGUUCAGAUUUUUCUAAUACAAAGAUGAUGUUUCAGGUCAAAUUCGGUCAUAUUUGCAUUUCAAUCUUCAUGAUUGCGCUUUUCGUCUUCUUCUUGACUUUCUACGGUCUCUACGAGAAUGCUAAAUAUUCGAAAUGA
Molecule: messenger RNA, 338 nt
Organism: Caenorhabditis angaria
Lineage: Eukaryota; Metazoa; Nematoda; Chromadorea; Rhabditida; Rhabditidae
Source: the annotation of a GenBank genome assembly